This is a messenger RNA of Globicephala melas (long-finned pilot whale), 3204 nucleotides long. RefSeq names its product Rho GTPase activating protein 27 (gene ARHGAP27). NCBI's taxonomy places the organism in Eukaryota, Metazoa, Chordata, Mammalia, Artiodactyla, Delphinidae. Gene Ontology annotation, molecular function: protein binding. Gene Ontology annotation, biological process: regulation of GTPase activity; signal transduction. Gene Ontology annotation, cellular component: cytoplasm. The record is from RefSeq and is a predicted model, not a curated record.
UCUGCCGGGUGCUCUCCGCCGGUGCCUCCCUCGCUAUAUUGUUGAACAGGAAACAGGGCAGCGUGGGAGCAGGGCGGUGGAGGAGGGAGCGCCGGACGCCGAGCCCCCGCGCGGCUGCCAGGACAAGUGGAGGCGAGGCCAGCGGUCGGACACCCCGAGGUGCCAGGCUCCUCCUUCCCGAGGUCUCUCCAGCCUAGCUCUUUGAAGCCCCGCCCAAGGAGAUGGCAGGGGCCUAACCUGCAUGCAUCCGCCGGCUCCGCCCAGCCAGCCCAUGGGCUCCUUGAGGUCAGCCCUGCCGACGGACACGCCGCGGCCACGAUGGCGGCGGACGUCGAGGGGGACGUGUACGUGCUGGUGGAGCAUCCCUUCGAGUACACGGGCAAGGACGGGCGCCGCAUUGCCAUCCAGCCCAACGAGCGCUACCGCCUGCUGCGCCGCAGCACGGAGCACUGGUGGCACGUGCGCAGCGAGCCCGGCGGCCGCCCCUUCUACCUGCCGGCGCAGUACGUGCGCGAGCUGCCUGCCCUCGGUCACCCUGCCCCCGCCCCGCAGCCGCCCGCGCGCCUUCCGGGUCCCGCAGACCCCGAACCGCUCUCCUAUGACUACCGCUUCGUGAGAGCGUCGGCGCCCGCCGGUCCCGACGGCGCGCCCGCCGAGCCCCGGGGCCGCGCGGGCUCCAUGUGCGGCCUAGCUCGGCGCGGCGCAGCAAGCCAGCGCCGAAGCCUGGCGCCCUGCCUGCCCGCCUGCCUGUACACGAGGCCCAUGGCACCUGUGCGGCCCGCGCAGUCUUUGGACGACCUGGCCCGCACCGCCGCGCCCCCUGCCGGUCUCCUCGGGAGCGGGGGCAGCCUCAAGGCCUGCAGCGUGGCGGGCUCUUGGUUGUGCCCGCGGCCUCUGGCGGGCAGCAACUCCGAAAACGUCUACGAGGCCAUCCAGGACGUGCGCGGCCAGCCGCUGGAGCAGCACCCGGAGCAGGUGGAUGACCUCCCAGAGCCCGUGUACGCGAACGUAGAGAGGCAGUCUCGGGCCACGUCGCCUGGCGCCACCGCAGCCCACUGCACCGGCUCGGUGUGGGAGACGCACACGGACGCGGGCACCGGGCGCCCCUACUACUACAACCCGGACACGGGCGUGACCACCUGGGAGUCGCCCUUCGAGGCUGCCGAGGGCGCCGCCAGCCCGGCCACGUCUCCGGCUUCGGUGGGCAGCCACGAGAGCCUCGAGACCGAGUGGGGCCAGUACUGGGAUGAGGAGAGCCGCAGGGUGUUCUUCUACAACCCGCUGACGGGCGAGACGGCCUGGGAGGACGAGUCCGAGGACCAGCCGGAGGACGAGCAGGAGAUGCAGCCUGGCCUCAGCCCCGGCAGCCCCAGGGACCAGAGGCCCCCCACCCCUGAGACGGACUACCCCGAGUUGCUGACCAGUUACCCAGAGGAAGACUAUUCCCCCGUGGGCUCCUUCGGUGAGCCCGGCCCCGCCUCUCCCUUGGUCACACCUCCAGGCUGGUCUUGCCACGUGAGCCAGGAUGGGCAGACGCUGUACACUAACAACUACACCCAAGAACAGUGGAUGAGGUUGGAGGACCAACACGGGAAGCCUUACUUCUACAAUCCAGAUGACGCCUCCGUUCAGUGGGAGCUGCCCCAGGUCCCUGUCCCUGCCCCUCGAAGCAUCCGCAAAUCCAGCCAGGACAGUGAGACCCCGGCCCAGGCCAGCCCACCUGAGGAGAAGAUCAAGACCCUGGACAAGGCAGGCGUGCUCCAUCGAACCAAGACGGUGGACAAAGGAAAGCGGCUCCGGAAGAAGAACUGGAGUGCCUCGUGGACAGUGCUGGAGGGCGGCAUCCUGACAUUCUUCAAAGACUCGAAGACCUCGACUGCAGGUGGCCUGAGGCAGCCUUCCAAGCUCUCCACCCCCGAGUACACGGUGGAGCUGAAGGGGGCCUCUCUCGCCUGGGCCCCCAAAGACAAAUCCAGCAAGAAGAAUGUGCUGGAGCUGCGGAGCCGAGAUGGCUCAGAGUACCUGAUCCAGCAUGACUCGGAAGCCAUCAUCAGCACCUGGCACAAGGCCAUCGCCCAGGGCAUCCAGGAGCUGUCCGCAGACCUACCCCCCGAGGAGGAAAGUGAGAGCAGCACCGUGGACUUUGGGUCGAGUGAGCGCCUAGGAAGCUGGCGGGACGAUGAGGCACGGCCUGGUGCAGCCGUGCCCACCCCGGGGCAGGGAGGUCUGGAGAGCGACCUGAGCAAGGUCCGGAACAAGCUCCGCAAGUUCCUGCUGAAGCGGCCCACGCUGCAGUCGCUGCGGGAGAAGGGCUACAUCAGAGACCAGGUGUUCGGCUGCGCGCUGGCCGUGCUGUGUGAGCGCGAGAAGAGCCAGGUGCCGCGCUUCGUGCAGCAGUGCAUCCGCGCCGUCGAGGCCCGGGGGCUGGACAUCGACGGUCUAUACCGCAUCAGUGGAAACCUGGCCACCAUCCAGAAGCUGCGCUAUAAGGUGGACCACGAUGAACGUCUGGACCUGGACGACGGACGCUGGGAGGACGUCCACGUAAUCACCGGCGCCCUGAAGCUCUUCUUUCGAGAGCUGCCCGAGCCCCUCUUCCCCUUCUCGCACUUCCCCCAGUUCAUCGCAGCCAUCAAGCUGCAGGACCAGGCCCAGCGCAGCCGCUGUAUUCAGAGCCUGGUGCGCUCGCUGCCCGCCCCCAACCACGACACAAUGCGGCUGCUCUUCCAGCACCUGUGCAGGGUGAUCGAGCACGGAGAACAGAACCGCAUGUCCGUGCAGAGCGUGGCCAUAGUGUUCGGGCCCACGCUGCUGCGGCCCGAGACAGAGGAAACCAGCAUGCCCAUGACCAUGGUGUUCCAGAACCAGGUGGUGGAGCUCAUCCUGCAGCAGUGCGCAGACGUCUUCCCGCCGCACUGACCGCGGGCCCGCACCCCUACCCCCGCUGCUGGCGCUGCGGACCUGGGAGUGGGGGCGGCGACAGUGGUCCCGCAUAGAAGCGGGGCGGCUGGAAGCCACGCGGCUGGACUCACUAUCUCUGAGACCCUCCGCCUCCCGCCAGUCCGCAGGCCCGUGCGAGUUCUGCACCUCUCGGUUCUGAGGGUAUGGUGACCUCUGGUGGGCAGUUUGCAAAAUGUGAUUUUUUUUUUUUUUUUUUCUUCUCUGAUUUGGCCUGUUUGGGGGUUAAUUGGGCUCUAUUCUUUA